This is a messenger RNA of Drosophila persimilis, 964 nucleotides long. Its product is annotated as microfibril-associated glycoprotein 4. The transcript has 3 exons. The record is from RefSeq and is a predicted model, not a curated record. NCBI's taxonomy places the organism in Eukaryota, Metazoa, Arthropoda, Insecta, Diptera, Drosophilidae. Bases 1 to 882 code for a protein of 293 amino acids.
AUGGAGCUAUACUGGAUUUCCAUUUCUAUAUUGAGUUUUUACUUCCACCAUUCCGAUGGCAGUCGGAGUAAUUUCGCAGUUGCUUACGAGAAACCAGAGGCAGUGCUUGCCAGCGUAAGAUCUCAAAUUGAGGAGCUCAAACAGAUCUAUGGAGCGGUAGUCGCACAGAAUAUGACUCAGGAGACUGUGGCCUAUCCGUCAUCCUGCCUGGCUGCCUCCACUAACACAAACGGGGUCCACACCAUAGAAGUUCCCGGACUGGAGCCCUUUCCCGUCUUCUGCGACACUCGAGUGGCGGGAUCGGGCUGGACAGUGAUCCAGCGGCGCCAGGACGGCAGUGAGAACUUCUAUCGCAGUUGGGAGGAGUAUGCCCAGGGCUUUGGCGACUUCAGCGGAGAGUUCUUCAUGGGUCUGGAGCGACUGCACUUCCUGACGGCGGCCGAGCCCUACGAGCUGCUCGUACACCUGGAGGACUUCUAUGGCGGUACCCGUUACGCGAGGUACGAAGACUUUGUGAUUGGCAAUGGCUCCGCCUCGUAUCCGCUUGCGGUUCUGGGCAGGUACUCGGGGGAUGCCGGAGAUUCGUUGAGCUACCACAGGGGGAUGCCGUUCUCCACCUUCGACCACGAUGUUCUGGGCCACGGGUGUGCCAUCACCUACGUGGGGGCCUGGUGGUACGACGAUUGUCAAUUCAGCAACCUGAACGGACAGUACGUGGAUGGGGGUAGGUACGAGGCGAAGCUCUCGGGCCGCGGCAUCUGCUGGAUGACCUGGAUGGGCUACGACUAUGGCUAUAAGGUCAGUCAGAUGAUGAUACGGCCUAAGUGCUCCAAUAGCAUACAAAGGCAUAGGAACAGCAGGCAGAGCCUCAAUUUCAGUUGAAUUCCAGCUCCAAUCGAAUUUGAAUCGUUAUUUUUGGUGAUAAACUUUAUCAGCAUUUACGCUUUUAUUUACAUUUUGAUAA